GACACAAGUUACUGAAGGCAUAAAAAUAAGUCCAACCUACCCCGAUAUGGCUAGGUACGUACUAAUCGCAUUACUGAAAAAGACUUUACCCUAUGUUUGAGACCCAGCGCCAUCACCGUUGAGCCAAGCCGGUCUCGGUUAGUCUGCUAGCCAAUGUGAUACACUUCAUUUCUUCAACUUUGUGGGGACUAGCUGAAGCUAUCGGGGUUGCUGAAAUUGGGUCUGGUCCAUAAUCUGCGACAUACUGAGUCCAUGGCUUCAUUCCGUACCUAUGCCUAUACACAGGGCAUUUGGAUUGGCCUGGUCUGGAAUGAUGCAGUCGCUCAAUCAUAUCAGGGGUAUAGGGGUGGAGUAUAUCAACAACUCAGGCUGAACAGAAUCACCAUGAAAUCCCUCGAGAUGCAGCCGUCACGAGCGGUUGGUGAGAUUGACGAGUCUAAUCCAACUAGCAAACCCGACAUUGACUUUAUAGAGAGUGCAGAGGCAGGCAUGUCAGCUAUCUAUGUUGAAACCGUGGCUUCUCGGCUCUCCAAGGGUCAUCGGGACUAUCUCAUCGAACGCCAUGGGACUUUGGACCUAGAUCCUAUUCCCGGGAUGAGUCCUACGGAUCCAUAUAACUGGCCUACUUGGAAGAAAAUGAUGAACUUAAUUCUAGUCGCCUUCCACGCAUUAAUGGGAACCUUCAUGGCGAGCGCCAUUAUUCCAGCAUAUUCAACCAUCGCUGAGGACUUUGGUGUCUCCUUGCAGCGAGCAAGUUAUCUCACAUCACUACAAAUCGCGAUCCUGGGAGGUGCACCGCUGUUCUGGAAACCCCUAUCCAACCGAUUCGGUCGUCGUCCCAUUUUCCUUUUAUCCCUGAUAUGCAGUUUGAUCUGUAAUGUAGGAUGUGCAAAGAGUCCCGGUUAUGCAUCAACCGCUGCAUGCCGAGCGCUGGCCGCAUUUUUUAUCUCUCCAGCGUCUGCUAUUGGCAGUGCGGUAGUAAUGGAAACAACGUUUAAGAAGGACAGAGCUCGGUAUAUGGGAGUCUGGACCCUGAUGGUCACACUAGGAGUUCCUAGCGGGCCGUUUAUAUUCGGGUUUGUGGCUUAUUGGGCAGGGUAUCGGUGGAUCUAUUGGGUACUUGCAAUGAUCAACGGAGGCCAAUUUAUCUUAUACCUCUUAUUUGGACCCGAAACGCGUUACGUGGGCAUAGGUGCCGACCGCCAGAUAAAUUGGAAAACCGAAUACCUUUAUAUCAGACGCAUCGAUAAAACGCCAUUCUCAUGGUACGAGUUCAUCAAGCCAUUAACAAUGGUCAAGCGCCCAUCCAUUGUGGUCCCCGCUGUGGCAUACGCCAUGGUCUUUCUCUUCGCCAGUAUCCUCUCUACUGUGGAGAUUCCAAACCUCCUGCAAGAAAAGUUUGGUUUGAGCGAAGAGCAAGUCGGACUGCAGUUCCUGGGAGUCAUAAUCGGCUCCAUUCUUGGCGAGCAAUUGGGCGGGGUCAUGUCCGACUUCUGGAUGCGCCAACGAGAACGCCGGAUAGGACGCAAAGCAGACCCUGAGUAUCGACUGUGGUUGAGCUACUUUGGCUUCUCCCUCGCCAUUAUCGGUCUUAUUGUCUUCCUUGUAUGCACUCAAACAGCACCAAGUAGUCAUUGGAGGGUUACCCCCAUUGUUGGAACUGCUAUCGGGGCCGUGGGAAACCAGGUCAUCACCACCGUGCUGGUCACGUACGCGGUUGAUUGUUAUCCAGAGGAGGCUGCGAGUGUUGGCGUAUUUAUUACGUUCGUUCGUCAGAUUUGGGGGUUUCUCGGGCCGUUCUGGUUUCCGUCAAUGUUCGAAAGGGUUGGCAUCGCAGCGAGUUCCGGAGUAGGUGUUGCUCUCAUCGUCGGUGUCAGCGUAGUUCCGACUAUCUUCCUUCAUUGGAAGGGACAUGCUUGGCGUAAGGAGAAGAUAUAUUCCUAAUGCUGUUAUGACUUAUGUUAUAAGCGUUAUUCUGUUUCUGUGUUAGUCAUUUUCAGCUAGGUAUAAGGUCAAUGAAGAACAUCAACACUCCAACAAUCAUGGAUAUUUCGAGGGUGUAUGUAUAACAAGAGAAGUUGGUCAGGCCCCCCCAAAAAAAAAGGAAUAGAAGAGAAAUAGAAAAUAGCCCAUGACUUAUAUUGCUUCGUAACCGCCCCUUAAAUCCCAAGCAGCCUUAGUUCUUUUCACCGGC
This is a messenger RNA of Aspergillus ruber CBS 135680, 2194 nucleotides long. RefSeq names its product putative MFS transporter. The record is from RefSeq and is a predicted model, not a curated record. Gene Ontology annotation, molecular function: transmembrane transporter activity. Gene Ontology annotation, biological process: transmembrane transport. Bases 253 to 1944 code for a protein of 563 amino acids. The transcript has 6 exons. NCBI's taxonomy places the organism in Eukaryota, Fungi, Ascomycota, Eurotiomycetes, Eurotiales, Aspergillaceae.